This is a messenger RNA of Ustilago hordei, 3816 nucleotides long. RefSeq lists its product as uncharacterized. Lineage: Eukaryota; Fungi; Basidiomycota; Ustilaginomycetes; Ustilaginales; Ustilaginaceae. Gene Ontology annotation, molecular function: nuclear export signal receptor activity. Bases 1 to 3816 code for a protein of 1271 amino acids. Gene Ontology annotation, biological process: protein export from nucleus. The record is from RefSeq and is a predicted model, not a curated record. The transcript has a single exon. Gene Ontology annotation, cellular component: nuclear pore; cytoplasm.
AUGCCACUGGUCGUUCCGAAUCCGCACUUGCAAGAAGCGCUUGUUUCGAUCCAACAAGCUUCUUCUGCAUUCACCAACCCUGAUCCGCAAAUUAGAGCCAAAGGAGAAGCCACUUUCAUCGCUCUCUGCCAAUCCGACGGUGCACUCGACUAUGCUUGCUUUGCUCUCGAACAUUCGCACGAUCCUCUGGUCCUUUUCCAGUCGCUCGAUGUUCUCCUCUACGUGCUUCCAUCAUUGACGGCACAACAGCCCAGUCAAGCCAUCGCAUCUCUCAGCUUGUUGCGUGACUUCCUUCUGCAGUUCUGCGUCUCUCGCAGCGAACAAUCCUCUCGGUUGGCUGGUCCCUCUUCAUCGCACAACUCGGCUUCAUGGCCGCAGUACCUUGCUGGACGUGCUUUCCAGACUGCCAUCGCAGUGGAGAAGCGUCUGCUCGGUCUCGAACUUGCGCAGCAUGUGGGACAGUUGACAGGAACCAGCUCCGCACUUGACACUGCAAUCGAAUCGCACGUUGGUCUGCUCAAUACGCAGCUUUCCAGUCUUUUGGCACUGCCCUCACCGUGGCCAGUUGAUCCGACAGAGUCGGCAGUAGCGCUAGCACGCAUCCUAACUGGUCUCGGACUCGUUCGUGCCGUCGUUGACGAGUUCAUUCUCACCAGCGCCAAUGACGACUUUGACAGCUCAGCAUCCUCCGAACGCAGCCGCGCUCAGCCUUUGCAAUCCGCUUCCAAAUCCGCUGUGCCCGGAUCUGCCGUGGGUCUCAACUUGCUCCAGCAUCGACAGUGCAAGUCGCUCAUCCAGAACCACGUCCUGGCUGGUCUCAUGACUGCCGUCUUCCAGCUUCUAUACAACACCAUUUCCGAGGAAAGCACUUCCAACAUCGACAGCUCUUGGCGUCAUACGCUCUUCUUCCAGGCUGCCUAUGCCACAGAGAAGCUCCUCGGUUGGACCUUCACCCGCUUCGACCCUUUCACAUCCGCAGCAUGGCAACAGCAGGCGCGCUCUCAGAACCAAGAUGUUGACGCUGUUUUAGUCUCCCGAGUCGACCAAGAAGACGAGCCAAACGCUACAUGGACAACUUUUCACGGCAACAAGUCCCUCCGACCCAAGCAUGUUCCCCACGCAUUCGUUCCCGUCUUGCUUUCAGACGAUGUUAUAUCCCUUCUCGCCACCGCUUAUCGCUUCGGUCUCCGUAUGCAGGCUUCAGCGAUGGCCAGUCGCGAUCUAUCCUACUCGGUUCAUCGCCUCCGACAGUGCAUUCUCUCCACCUGCAGCUUCACGCCUCAAUCGCAUAAACCGCAGCAUGUUCCUGUGCUCAUCUCUCGCACCAAGCACCUCUGCGCUACACUCCAAACCCUGGUUGAGGAAGAGUGUGCGUCACCUUCACAGUUGCUGUCAGCUCGUGGCAACUCGAUGCUCUUCUUGGCUCAGGCGUUUCAAAUCGUCGUCACUGUAGUGCCUUUACAGAUUUUAACUGCUUCUCUCCAGUCUGGCGAUGCCCGUGCUCAGAGUAGCUUUGCGUUCGUCUCCGCCUUGUCAUCGCUCGGAAAGGCUAUCUUUAUUCUUGAUUUCCAUCGACCGAAGGACACGGACGAAGAGGAUGAUCUUGCUGUUCUCACCGAAGAUGCUGUCGAUGCUCUGCUUGCUUCUUGGCAAUCCCUCACCUCGUCGUUGCGUCAACAGGACGCUGCUCACGCUCAGGAUACCAACGUGCAGGCCUUUGCAAGGACCGUUUAUGGCAGCAUUCGUGACCAAGUCUUUGCUCCUUACCUCACCGGUCGUUUGGAAGCAGCCUCGAUUGUCAGUGGAGAAGAAGACAUGUCUGAAGUCGAAGAAGUCGACGCCAAGGAUCGAGACGUCUAUUCGGACCAGCUCAUCACAAUCGCCAAUCUUGCGAGGACUUCUGCAGCAGACAACCUGCGAGCGUUGCAUCAACUCGCCCAGCCUCUAUGCGACAAGCUCAUCGCUAAAUCUCAGCGACGGGCCAACUUCACCGACGUAGAGAUGGGCCAGAUUUGGGAGCAGAUUCACUGGCUCAUGCUCAUCGCUGGUCAUGUGCUAGCGGAUGAUGCACGUGGCGAAACACCCGAAGUUCCCAGCGAGAUCGCAGCGAGCGCAGAACCAGAUGAUCCUGCCGUGGCUCUCAUUAUGCAGCUUGGCAUGCAACUUCUUCAGCACCUUUCCGCGAAUGGCGCUGCGUCUGUAGCGGCUUCCAGUCCGCAAGUGACUGAGACACUGCUCUGGUUCACUGGGCGUUGGACAUCAUCGUAUCUCCUGAUCGACCAACGAUCUGGCUUUGCAACCAAUGCUGCUAUCCAGCGCGCCUUUGGAGAUCAGGCAGGACGACAAGUCCUGACUUUCUUGCUUCAGCGACUCUCCGAGAAUCUGCAGCUGUGGAUGUCCGACUCAUAUGUGCUACUGCAGCUUGCUCAGGUUCUCUCCGCUUUCACUCGAUCCAGCGGCAUCAUGAUCUGCCUUCUGCAGCUUCCCGAGAUGGAGCAGCUAGUCUCAGGAAUCGUCUCCGGCCUCGAUCACCUUCCCGCCAACACGCACGGUGCACUGAUCGCCUCCGUAGUCAGCUGCAUUUAUUCUGGCGCAACGCAUACCGACGCACCCACCGAGCGAUCCGCCGAAUUCUAUUUCAAGCAAAUCACCGCAUCCAUCGAAUCACGUUUCGGCACUCUCCUCUCUCGUUCUGACUUUGCAGCCAACUGUCAGCGCUCGGACGUCAUCUCUGCCGUCCAAACCUCGCUAGACAUGCUUGAAGGUCUCGCUUCCUCGAUCCAGCCCAACUCGGCAGAGAUUGUGUACGGAUUCAUCUCCAAAUUCUUCACCGCUUUUUCGCAGUUGUGUCGAGUGUACGACUCUCGACCAGAAAUCGCGUUAUCGAUCUUGAGGUUGCUUCACACACUCAGUGUUUCGUUGGAGUUGGAUUUUGGUGCUGAGCCAUUUAUCGUUAUAGGUCUUAAUCAGGCAGUGUGGGAAUUGAUGCAGGCUUUGCAGGGAGAGAAUAGGGCGGGAAAGAAGAAGACGCACUUGUUGCUUGCUUCGGAGGCUGGGUCACCGUUAGAUGAUGAUGUGCCGUAUGAAGGGUUGUGUCUGUUGCUUGAAUUACUUGCUGAGCUUUCAGGCUCUGCGAGGGCAGGAGUGGACGAUGGAGGGUCGGAUCAGUCGUUGGAGUUGCAGCCGAGUAAGACUAGCGAUGUUUGUUUGGUUGGAUUUGAACAUGUACUUGGUCUUCUGCUCACUCCUGAUCCGCUAAGCGUUCCGAGGUUGAGGCAGGGAUUGGGAAAGCUCACGUCGUCGAUCUUUGGUCUGUUUUCUGGGCGAAUGAUUCUCGUCGCAUCUAAAACUGGCAACACUUCUCACGGCACAUUGCUGGAUAAAGCAGUCCAAGCCCUCUCCCUAUGCAUAAAGAUGGACGAGAACGAAACGGCACAAUUGGGUCUCGAAUCUAUCGUUGCCUUCUGCAAGGUCGUCUCAGUGCACUUCAGCCAGCCGUCACCACAGUUGGUCGGAGCAUUGCAUGGAAUCUUGGCAGCAGUAUUGAGGUUGUUAUUGGCGGAACCGUUGGAUUCGACUUUGUUCUGGACCUCAUUGUUUGCGUUGUUGUCGUUGCUGAAAGUUUCGAGAAGUACGGAUUUGGGUGCAGCGAUAGAGAAGGCGGUUGAGGGAGUAGAGAGUAAAGAUGCUUUCCAACAUGCAGCGAGGAAGUUGGUUGAAUCAGCGCUAGGGCCUCAGGGCCAGGAUGAUGCGGAUUGGAUCCAUGAGGCUAAGCAAAAGCUGCCGAAAUGGAGGGGACAGAUUAGGGUUCGUUGA